CUGCUAGUGCUACCAUUACAACUCGACAACAACCGACAUCGUCAAGACUUCAUACAAAUUUCCAAACUAGCCUCCCGAAUCUUUGCAGCCAUGGCAGCAUGCAUGUCCAGACACUGCCUAAUGUUGCUUGCUGGUGCUAUACUGGCCCUCACUUUCGUACAUGGUCUUGAAGCUGCAGUACCGUCCCCAGACAAGCGACCCUGUGACAAGCAGGACAAUGAUGAACCAGAGACACUCUGCAGGGCAACAAUCGAUUGCUAUUGUAUAAGCGGAACCUACCUGGAUAUUCCCUGUGAUACUUUUGAUCAAGACAACAUUGAUUGCAGUUCGUAUUGCAAACCCUGCCCGUAUGGUAAAUUCUCCCCCUUUGACAACCGAUGCUUGGCUUGCCGUCCUGUUACUCCGUGCAAACCUAAUGAAGAGGUGAUCAUACGUGCCACAGGAAGGGCAGACCAGGUGUGCGGCUGCCGACGUCAAGACCUGACGUGCCCACCAUGUCCAGAGCAGACUACACCUACUUUUACAAGUACACAAGUUGAAACAGUCGUAGACCCUAGUGUGAACCCUCCACAAGAAAAACGAGCAACUGACAAUCAAUGGACCUUUGAUGGCUGGUCUGUUGUUAUAGGCAUCAUUUUAGCUAUGGGUCUUGUACUUCUUGUUGUUUGGAUAGUAUGUAUUUUAUUGAAAGAAAGAGGCUACCAUCUGAGGUUACCAUCAUCGUUUACUGUGCCCAAACUUUCCUGUCCUUUUUCUGCUUCACUUCUAAGGAACGUCAAGCUUUCAUGGUAUGUAAACUGAAGAGCAACUUUGAUGAAGAACUAUAAGUAACCAUGGUGGGAAUAAUCUCUUACAUGUAGAGUGAACACUAGCA
Patiria miniata (bat star) is the source of this 874-nucleotide messenger RNA. RefSeq names its product tumor necrosis factor receptor superfamily member 26-like. The transcript has 9 exons. The record is from RefSeq and is a predicted model, not a curated record. The coding region runs from base 91 to 801 and encodes 236 amino acids. Lineage: Eukaryota; Metazoa; Echinodermata; Asteroidea; Valvatida; Asterinidae.